AAACGUCUUCGGCUUGCGUCUUAUGCCCGAUAUUUGUUCCUGUUGUCAACGCAUUCGUUCGCUGGCAGGCACAAAUUCAGAACGUGGGUAGCAAGAGAAGCUUUCAUAAAAAUUAUUAAAACCAGGGUAACUGCUGAAACGAACAGCCCGAAACGGAUCACGUCGUAGUUGUACGCGGUGUUGUGGCGGAAGUGCAGAGAAAAAGUUAGAUUGUAAAAAUCUAAGCAAAAGACUAGAGAAAAAGUGGUUUUCGUGGUACAUUAACAAAUAUCGUCUCGUGUAAAAGUGAUUUGUGGAUUGUGUGAGAAAAUCACCAUUUUGACAAAGACCAGCCUAAAGUACACACCUUCCCCAUCAUUCCUGGUACAUACCGCACACUUGUGUGAAGGUGUUUGUGUGAGUGUGUAGACGCGCUCGAGAUUGCGCUUGUGUGUUGCAAAGUGUAAAGCCGUUGCUUCUAUCAGAAUCGCCAAGAUGAAUGCAGGGAUGAGCAAAAUACAUUUCGUCAACACGACGGGUGUGUCGUUGAAUGAUCGCUUCACAUCGAUGACCAAAACGCAUGUUGGAUACGGCGCGGCUCCGGUAAUGAUGGAAGCACCGCUUGCCCGGCCGAAUCCUGUUGCCAUGGUAGAUAGCAACCGUCGACUAAUUGAUCAGUGGGAUCGUUUACAUGCGCUGCUGGCCACAAAAACGACCAGUAACAUUCGUUCGGCCAGGCAACGGCUUCAGCGUAAUACAUUGGCGCAGCAGAUGAAGCGUACCAUGACUCGGCUGCCCGGCGGUGUACGCCGUUUGCAGCGAUCAAACAGCUUUACCGAUGUAGCAACGAUGAAUGCUGAUCGGGUGGAACUGUUGCAGAGGGUGCGUGGUCGUACACCGACGGUCUCUUCCCGCCUGGGUGCGGCCCGUAACGUAAGCCGCGGUCGCAGUAUGUCACGAGGACGAAGUGCUUCACGGAAUCGCAGCACAUCCCGCGGACGACAGCCUUCGCUUACUCGUUCGAACUCACAGACCAACCUACAACGUGCCGGUUCUCGCACCAACUUGACUCGCGCCGGAUCCCGCACCAACUUGACCCGUGCCGGAUCCCGCACCAACUUAACUCGGGCCGGAUCCCGUACCAACUUGGCUCGCGCCGGAAGUCGUAAUGGACUGAACACAGCUCGUAAAACGAUCGCACCAAAUGAUGCCCGACGGCGUAUAAACCGCAACAACCUGAUUGCCAAUCGGUUGGGUACAGUUAACGGUGCGGUCGGCGCACGUGGCCGUAGCCGCAGUCGAAGCCGUGUCCGUGGAGCAGCAGCAGCAGCAGCAGCUAAUGCGCCGCCGUCUGGAGCCCAAAAUGGCCGAGCACGAUCGCGAUCGCGUAAACGUGUCGGAUCUAGAACACGAGCGGGAAGCGUGAACAGCCGGCUCGGUAUGAAUCGUACGAACGAGCCAACCAACGCUGCCAGUGGCCGACGGGCCAAUGGAGGCCGAGUGACUAAACGAAGCCGUAGCACCCGCCGCGGUGUGCCUAAUGCCUCAACGGCCGGUGCACGCGCUGGACGCCCGCUGAAGAGAGAAGCGCCCAAACGCAAAGGAGCGGGUGGUAAAGCAAUGGCGGGAGCAGCCAACAACGGCGGCAGAGCUAAUGGUGGAGGAGGUGCAGGUGCAGCAUCCAGUAGACGUGGACGAUCCCGAUCACGCCGUGCAAAUUCGCGCGUUCGUGGACGCAGUGCUUCAAACAAUCGUACCGGACAUGUAAAGCAGCAGCCCAAGAGCCGCGAAGAGCUGGACUGUGAGCUGGAUCAGUAUAUGGCAAACACGAAGUCGUCGCUCGAUAAAGAAAUGGAUCAGUAUAUGAAUGGCUUCGAUUCGGUACGCAUCUGAAGCAGCUCAUCGAUCGAUCCAGCCAUACAUUAACCUACACUAACAGGCAAGCCGUUUUAAACUAAUAUCCGCUACUGUGGACAUUAGGUGAACUCUAUACCUUUAAAUGGGUAUUAUUACGACGUAUCAUUAAGCAAGACACACGAAUGCAUUUGCGGGACUCUGGUAAAGUUUGUACACCUAUAUAUUGCCAGGAGUGACGACAUCGUGACUUACAAUAUAAGUUCGAAGUUAGUUUUAUUCAACUAUACUACCAGUAAACGCUAUAUAUGAAACAGUGUAUCAUGUACAAAGGAUUCUCACGUAGUUUGUUAACAUUAUAUGAAUAAAGAAGAAAAAAAAAGAAUUUUAAUUCACAUUUAGGUGAACACAAGCGAA
Messenger RNA from Anopheles funestus (African malaria mosquito), 2250 nucleotides. RefSeq names its product translation initiation factor IF-2-like. Lineage: Eukaryota; Metazoa; Arthropoda; Insecta; Diptera; Culicidae. The record is from RefSeq and is a predicted model, not a curated record. The transcript is spliced from 7 exons. The coding region runs from base 475 to 1872 and encodes 465 amino acids.